AUGGCGGGCGCGGCCCCGGCCCCGGCCCCGGCUCCGGCGGAGGAGGCUUCGGGCGCAGCGAGCGAGCGGCCGCCCCUCUCGGCGGCGGCGCUGGCGAAGAUCGAGCGGAACCGGCAGCGGGCGCUGGCACUGCGGCAGGCGCGGCUGGCGGCCCGGCCCUACCCUGCCGCAGGCGGCGGCGUGCGGGCGCGGGCCCCCCCCAAGGUCGUCGACACAGGAGGGGGCUUCUUCCUGGAGGAGGAGGAGGAGGAAGAGCCCGGCGCCGCCGAGAAGGUCGUGCAUCCCCCCGCACCUGUACUAGAAUUUGACUAUCUCAUCUGUGGAGACUGUGGCAAAGAAUUCAUGGAUUCCUACCUUAUGCAGCACUUUGAUUGGGCAACAUGUGAUAAUUGCAGAGAUGCUGAAGAUAAGCAUAAGCUUAUAACAAGGACAGAAGCAAAAGAAGAGUAUCUUCUCAAAGACUGUGACUUAGACAAGAGGGAACCAGUGCUCAGAUUCAUUGUGAAGAAAAACCCUCAUAAUUCACGAUGGGGUGACAUGAAACUUUAUUUAAAACUACAGGUAAUCAAGCGUUCUCUUGAAGUCUGGGGUAGUGAAGAAUCAUUGCAAGAAGCAAAGGAACUCCGCCGUGACAGCAGAGAAAAGAUGAAACAGAAGAAGUUUGAUAAGAAAGUUAAAGAACUCCGCCGUGCCGUGAGGAGUAGUUUGUGGAAGAAAGAAGCUAGUAUCCAUGAACAUGAGUAUGGACCAGAAGAAAACAUUGACGAAGAUACAUAUAAAAAGAUCUGUACUGUAUGUGGCCAUGAAUUAACUUAUGAGAAGAUGUAGCGUUAAUCUGGGUUUUUUUAAUUUAAUUAUCUUUUUAAUGGUAUUUUGUAUUAAAGUCAAAUAAAUGCUAAUUAUGAACAAGAUGUUGCCAAAUUCUAUGAAGAAUGAUGUUGCUCAGUUGUAAGAAGCUCUGUACAGAACAAUAAGCUUUGGCUUUUAAGCUAGAUCUUAGGGUAGAAUACAACACAUUUUUAACAGUUCAAUAAAUUGGUACCUUGUAGA
Messenger RNA from Gavia stellata (red-throated loon), 1050 nucleotides. RefSeq names its product XPA, DNA damage recognition and repair factor (gene XPA). Gene Ontology annotation, molecular function: damaged DNA binding. Gene Ontology annotation, cellular component: nucleotide-excision repair factor 1 complex. Lineage: Eukaryota; Metazoa; Chordata; Aves; Gaviiformes; Gaviidae. The transcript has 7 exons. The coding region runs from base 1 to 828 and encodes 275 amino acids. The record is from RefSeq and is a predicted model, not a curated record. Gene Ontology annotation, biological process: nucleotide-excision repair involved in interstrand cross-link repair; base-excision repair; nucleotide-excision repair, DNA damage recognition.